CUGGUAUUCACUUUUGUCACUUCUCCGUUUGGCUUUUGGCGACGGCGCAAGAGCCCGCCCGCCGCCUUUCUAAAGACUAGACUUUUUGUUCCGUUGCCCGAAAGAACUUCGACAACUUCACUCGAGUCUGCUGCAUGAGUGCGCCUUCACCAGUCCCCCGUAACGCGCCUUCUCCCUCCCUCGCGCAGACCUCGUAAUGUCGUCGCAGGCAAUCGCGACGUCUGCAAGAGGUCUGCCCGACUUUCCAUCGCCCUCAAUAGACCUGCAUAACUUUCAAGAGCCAACAUGGUCCGACCACUCGAAUCCUCACAACAACGACUCGAAAGAUGAAGCAGAACAAAUAGAAUCAGACCAAGAAGGUCAUUCCUGGGUCGAGAUGGAUGCGCAACAACGCAAUCAGGCCGUGGGCAACCUGUUGGCCGCUCUGGCGCCCCUAAGUCCGACCCUAAACGCAAAGACUCCAAACGUGAAGACGGAACAGCAAGAGCCGCCUACAAACGCAGGUGAAGACAGAAUGGAAGUCACAGAUGACGCACCGGUCCAAUCCGCCUCAAACGAGCCAUAUUCGAUCCUUCACCAAGCAGACACGAACCAUAAUAUGUCGCUUCCUCCACUGCCCCCACUACCUACGGACGACUUCAUGACCGACGUAGCUCCCGAGCCCUUCUCUUCCGCCAUUCCUAGCGAUCUUCUCGAAGCAUCACAGACGACUCUGAUCGGCGAAGCACCCAUGGCUAUGGACUAUCAGGAGUCGCAACUACCCCUUGCAUCGCAGGAUGUGCCGAACGAAAGAAGAGAAAUCGAGGCCUUUGCAAAGAUUGAAUUCGAGGAUGGAAACUAUUACAUCACCACAUAUGCAUGCGAAUUGGGUCGCGAUGCCUUUGCGUACAAGGCAGCACUUGCCAGAGCUGAAGAGGCCGCCCAGGCUGAACGCGAUCGUGCUCAAAGUUCUAGCGGGAGGCGGUCGGGCUUGUCUGAAGGUAUGCCUCGGCCGGGUGACAGUCAAGUGCAAGGCAGUGUUGUCAGUGAGGCUGGAGGCUUUGGAGGCGUUGACGAUGCACCCAUGGUACAGGAUGGGCAGCGUGCUGAUGGUCAUGUCCUCGGUUCGAACUCGUCCGAAAGAUCUGGCGGUAGCAUCGUCAAACCACAAGAAGUGCUUAUCAACCCUCCGCUUAUCCCGUUCGAUUACCAUAAGAUGGCUGAACGGCAAGCGCAACAUGAACAAGAAAACCUCCUAGAACAGGACACCGAACAGCCAGCUCCUGUUACUGCAGAUCAUAUCCCAGACGCUGACAACUGCCCACUCAUUCCCAUCCACGCAAUGCGCACCGCCGAAAAGUCAGAAGUUGAGAACCACAAGAGCAUAUCGCGUCGACACGUGAAGAUAGAGUGGGACUUUAAGGAGGAAUACUUCCAGAUGAGAAUCCUAGGCCGGAAUGGUGCCUUCUUGGAUGACGAAUACCUGACUCGUGGAUCCGUCCGACGGCUACGUGACGGCUCCAAAAUUCAGAUCUCUGACGUCUGGAUGACUUUUCGGCUUCCAGGUCGAAACGCCGAACCUCCAAGCGACGAGUCAGAGCGUGAGGAGUUUGAGCUAACUCCUCCGCCCCAGGAAAGCCUCUCACCAAUCUCGAAUGAUGAGGAACAAAGUCUCUCCCCUUCACGCAGCGGCAAGACUAGGACUAAGGUCACAUUGACGUUCACCCAGAAACCGUCACCUACCGUGCCAGAUGGACCAGAUGGACCAGAUGGCCAGUCUAUGCCACUGAAAAAGCGUGGGCCAGGCCGUCCGCCCAAGGAUGGAAUUAUGUCUACAAGGGAGCGGAAAGAAAGAGAGAAGGCACAAAAAUUGGCCGAAGCCAAAGCUGCCAAUGGAGGAAGGACGCCGCCACCUGGCUUGAUGCGAGGCAAAUUUCCCAAGCCGCCCGUCAUCAAGGAAGAAGAACCAGUUCUGGUCGAGUCGAAACCGGAGAAGAGGAAGUACAAGAAGAGAAGACGUGAGGACGGCGAAGUCUUGCAAUCGAUCGAAGGCAGCGGCGAAGUCGACGUCCCAAGCGAGCCCGAGAAUGCGCCACCCUCGAAGAAGGCUAGACAGUCGAAGUCGCCGUCACCAGAAUAUCCGCCUGUAGAAAGUCUGACGGAAGAACAACUUGCUCGACCGUCAGAACCCUAUGCGCGCCUCAUCUACGACAUCUUAAUUGACAUACAUCCAGAGGCGCUGCCUCUGAAACAGAUUUACCGGGCUUUGAAGCUCAAGUUUCCCUUCUUCGUCCACAGGGUCGAUUCAGAAGGCUGGCAAAGCAGUGUACGGCACAAUCUGAAUCAAGAAUAUGAAAAAUUAUUCGACAAAGCCAAAAAGGAGGGUAAAGGUUUCUUCUGGAAGGCCAUUCCUGGGGCUCUCCAGCCGCAAGCAGAACGUAGAAGAGCGGCGCAACAAGCCGCAGCUGCAAAGCCGAAACCACCUCCAGCGCCGCGCCAGAAUCCGCAACAGGGACCGCCGCCACCACUCAACUGGCAGAACAGCACUCCUUACCCGCAGCAAAACGGUAUGCCGCCCAGAGGUCCCCCACCACCGUUCUUUGUUCAAGGUCCAAACGGUCCAAUGCCACCGCCACCGAACGGAAUGCCAUGGCCUCCACCAGGAGCAUCAGCGUCGCCGGGUCCAAAUGGACGACCUCCGCAGGUGCCGCCUGGUCAAAAGGGUCAGCCAUUCUAUCCACCUCCUCAAGCCGGACAAUUGCCAUUCUCUUCACCACAACCUCCGCUUGCCGGUGCUGGUCAGCAGGCGCCUGGGAAACCAGGAGUCUCUCAAUCAACGUCCGGAGGCGCACUCCCAGGCCCUCCUCCUCCGCCUCCUAUCACCUCUUCCGCGUCACGAAACAUGCCUUGCACUACGGACGGUCUAUUAGCAAUCCGAAGAUUUGAGACUGCCAUGUAUGAGCAGGUUGGCAACUCGAGCAAAAUCGAGGAAUGGCAACAAGUCUUUGCAUCGGUCAAACGACGCUUGCUCCAUGGUGCUCCACAUUCCUUGCAACCGGGAGGCGAAAAUCGGGAAGAGCUUACAAUCAUGGCACAUGUGCGCAACUUCAUCGAGCGGUUCAAAAAUCCGAACUUUGUCGGGUUUUCGAAUACUGGUUCACCUGCUCCCUCAAAUGCGGCCAAUACUGCGAAUGGCCCUGGUGCAUCAGGUGCUCCAAUGGCGGCUACCAUGCCGACGCCCGGACAAGAAACUUCUACACCACAACCUCCGCCUCAGUCUACACCAGCAGAAACUCCUUCAGCUCCAGCCAAUGCCCCAACGAAAAUGGAAGGUGUGCAGGCUGUUGAAGAGCCAGCAAAAGCGGCAGAGCUACCAAAUCAGCCUGCUACACCAGCUGAUGACAAGAUGGACGUCGAUACUAAACCCGCUGUCUAAGGCAGUGCUUCCGCUUAGUGGUUGAUGUGUUGAUGGCCUCCUGUUGUGGUAUACCUGCAUCAGUUGAAAGACGCCUUUGGACGAGCGCCCAAAGGGGUGUUCAGGCUUGACUAUAGUGCGAGCUGAAGUGUGCUUUUUUGACCAGCGUUAUCUUUAUGAGGAGUAUUGAUAGGGAUUUAAUGAAUAUGAUACCAGCGGCGUUCAGGCAUCCGAUAGUUGUGGGCUUAUGGUCAUGACGGGACGAUGGACAUCCGUGGCAAGGAUAGUUCUUCAGGCGAGUAUAUAGCGCAUGUAUCGUGUAAAGAACCCUGUCACGAACGCAAUGUCCUAUGUCUGCGAGUAAGUGGUUUUCG
Messenger RNA from Exophiala viscosa, 3768 nucleotides. RefSeq lists its product as uncharacterized. Gene Ontology annotation, biological process: regulation of ribosomal protein gene transcription by RNA polymerase II. The transcript has a single exon. The record is from RefSeq and is a predicted model, not a curated record. Gene Ontology annotation, cellular component: nucleus. The coding region runs from base 197 to 3415 and encodes 1072 amino acids. Lineage: Eukaryota; Fungi; Ascomycota; Eurotiomycetes; Chaetothyriales; Herpotrichiellaceae. Gene Ontology annotation, molecular function: protein binding; sequence-specific DNA binding; DNA-binding transcription factor activity.